Cyphellophora attinorum is the source of this 1326-nucleotide messenger RNA. RefSeq lists its product as uncharacterized. NCBI's taxonomy places the organism in Eukaryota, Fungi, Ascomycota, Eurotiomycetes, Chaetothyriales, Cyphellophoraceae. Bases 1 to 1326 code for a protein of 441 amino acids. The record is from RefSeq and is a predicted model, not a curated record. The transcript has 4 exons. Gene Ontology annotation, cellular component: nucleus; cytoplasm.
AUGUCCGACUCACCCGUCACGCACGCCCCGGUCGGGCCACAAGAGAAGCCGAUCCUCGAGAAACUCCUCAUGACCCGCGAUAAGUUACUGCUCUUGAAGCAAGACAAGUCGACAUACGUCAAAUCCCAAGACGUCCUACCACUGUACGAAGAAAUCAUCGACCAAAUCCACAAUCUCAACGAUGUCCGAGGCUCCCAUCUGGUCCAGAACCGAGUAGAUACCGUGCUCGACGACUGCCUGCAACUGAUAUCGCUCUUCUUUAUGGCAGUUGGCAGAAAUAGCGAAGCGCCUGGUAUAUACGCUGUGACCUCCACGAUCACCCGCCUUUGUGAGCAUCUCAAGGAAGCCGCGUUCUACAGUCAAAAGGAUCUCGAUAGUCUCGAUCACACGAUAACAAAGAUGGAAGACACACUCUCACGAUCACACGAGAAGUACUCGCCAUAUCUCCUCACAAGAAUCCAGUACCGCCUGGAGAUUUGCAGAGUGCUUCUGAAGGAGCUGCGGGAAUUUCUGUCAACGCUCAGUCCAGAGAUGGUACCCAUCUGGGAGAAGUUGGUCGCGAUACUAAGGUCAAUCGCAGCGUUGAACACCAGAAGCACUUAUAACAAGAAGGAUCUUGAAGACUUACGAAGCAAGCUGAAGGAUAUCGAGAACAGCAUGCAGGAUGGCAAGCUCCCUGGAGAAGAUGGCAACGUCGGCUCUGGCCAGAAUUUGGUUGUGCCGUUGCUGCAGAGAUGUCAGAAGUUCUGCGAGAUCGUUGAAGAGAAGCAAGGCAAGAUCGAUGAGCGCUUCCAGGAAACCUAUGACAAACUUAUCGAAAUCCGCAAUAACCUCGACCGAUUGACGAUGACUCAAGCAUGGUCGCUACGCGAGACAGAUCUGUUCAUGUGGCAGAGGAAACUCGAUCGCAUUGACGAUUCGAGGAGGGAUGGUAAUUUCUUUGAUGCAGAGGGUCGUCCUGCCGAUCUGCAUGCUCAGCGAACACUGCUGUACUUAAUCCGACGUGGAUAUGCAUACGUCUACCAGCUUCUCCUCGCUUCAGAACCAGUUUCAGAAGCGCUUCUACCAGUGUACAACCAGCUACUUACCCUGCGCCGAUGUCUGGUUGAGGUAAAGAAAGCCGGUGGAGUGACGAGUCCCCGAGAGCUGUACCCCUACAGCAUGAAGCUGAAUUCCAUCGACAAUAUGAGAGUCGAUGGCAAAUUCCAGGUCGGCAACGACAUUCCAGAGGGGCAGGGCGCGGUGCAAGACCUGUUGGCGGAGUGCUACGACCUUGCAUAUGAGCUGCGGACAAGCGCAGAGUCAGAGCAGGAUGACGAGGAUUGA